AGAGUUGGAUGAUGAGGAUAAUGAGUCACAAUACAAGAUGAUAGAUGUUUCAAAUGAUGACGAUUCAACCGACGAAGAUGGACCUGAAUUUGAGUUGGAUGAUAAGGAGGAUAAUGAGCCACAAUACAAGAUGAUAGAUGUGAAUGAUAAAGUUGAAGAACCUAAAGAAUCAAUGAUGUUUGAUUCGUUGGAAGAAGUGGAAGACUAUUAUAGGAAGUAUGGUCGGCAAGUUGGUUUUGGUGUGGUAAAAAGAACUGGAAAAAAGGGGAAAGAUGGAAGUCCCAAGUACAUAACCCUUACAUGUAUUCGCCAAGGCAAACCAAAAAAAGGCAAAGGUGAUUGUACAAAGCCAGUUCCAAAAAUAAUUAGAACGCAAUGUAAAGCCAGGAUUUGUGCGACCUUGUGUGCUGAUGGAAAGUCGUUUUUGAGUUAUGUUGUGGUGGAGCAUAAUCAUUGUUUAAGCCCAGAAAAAUCAAGGUUUUUUAGAUGUUAUAAGAAUAUAGAUGCUGAGGUGAAAAGAAGGUAUGAGCUAAAUGAUCGGGCCGGAAUACGUUUGAAUAAGAAUUUUAAUUCCUUAGUUGUUGAAAAAGGGGGGUAUGAGCAACUUACUUUUGGAGAGGAAGAUUGUAGGAAUUAUAUUGAAAAGGCAUGA
Molecule: messenger RNA, 652 nt
Organism: Alnus glutinosa
Lineage: Eukaryota; Viridiplantae; Streptophyta; Magnoliopsida; Fagales; Betulaceae
Product: protein FAR1-RELATED SEQUENCE 4-like
Exons: 2
Coding region: 38-652 (204 amino acids)
Source: RefSeq, a predicted model, not a curated record